AAAGAACCAUUCCUUCUACGUGUCACGUAUAGCCUUGGUAAUUUCUCACCAGUUCACCUGUAGCCUUCGUAAUGCACACUCCGUUUCGGCGUUUCCUAUUAAUCCCAAACCCUAAGAAUCUCUUUCUCUGGCUCCAUUUGAGGGGAAAAACCAGUCAACAAAGAACCACCAAUUAGAAGAAAUCAAUGGACCUUGGAUCUCCUAUGAGUGACAAUGAUGAGAUGAUAGAGAAUUCCCUGGGAAGGGAUCUUCAUGAAGGAGAGAUGAUAGAGAGCUCCAUCAUAAGGCAUCCUCAUGUGGGUGAGGAUGGCGAAGUGAUAGAAAAUCCCGCAGGAACUGGGCCAGUUGCACAUGAAAGAGAUGAAAAUCUGGAACCUUAUGAGGGUAUGGCAUUUGAGUCAGAAGAGACUGCCAAGGCAUUCUAUGAGGCCUAUGCCAGGCGUGUUGGAUUUGUCACUCGAGUAAGCACAUACUGUCGUUCAAAGAUUGAUGGGGCUGUUAUUUCACGGAGACUUGUAUGUAAUAAAGAAGGUUUUAAGAAAGGGAAAAUUAAGAGGCCACUUGCAGUGACGAGGGAAGGCUGCAAGGCAAUGGUCAACCUAAAACGAGAAAAGCCUGGGAAAUGGAUUAUCUCAAAAUUUGAGAAGGACCAUAAUCAUCCACUACUAAUUUCUUCAAAGGUUCGUCGUGGUUCUCUUCAGAAUCGAUCUGCGGAGGAUGCAAAGAAAAUCCGUGAACUAUCAUACCAGCUUCAUCGGGCAAACAAAAAGUGCACAGUAUAUCGGGAACAUCUGGACAUGGUUUUGAAAGAUAUUGAAGAACACACUCACCACUUAUCUGAAAAAGUUAAGGACAUAGUUCACAGUAUACAGAAAUUUGAGUCCCAGGAACAACAGCAUUUAAUUUAGAUGAUCUUAAUGUUACAGAUUCAAGUAGCAUUUAGUUGAGUGUAUUGGCUGUACUAUUUACUCAACUCAUCAGAGUCGGUAGUUUUUUUUGGAUGGGAUCAAUUUUUUACAGUCUAGGGAAAAAUUGCCCUGUUUCCUACAUUUCA
This is a messenger RNA of Nelumbo nucifera (sacred lotus), 1054 nucleotides long. Its product is annotated as protein FAR1-RELATED SEQUENCE 5-like. NCBI's taxonomy places the organism in Eukaryota, Viridiplantae, Streptophyta, Magnoliopsida, Proteales, Nelumbonaceae. The record is from RefSeq and is a predicted model, not a curated record.